Molecule: messenger RNA, 2383 nt
Organism: Halichondria panicea
Lineage: Eukaryota; Metazoa; Porifera; Demospongiae; Suberitida; Halichondriidae
Exons: 5
Coding region: 186-2234 (682 amino acids)
Source: RefSeq, a predicted model, not a curated record
CCCUAAAACUGGGUAGAUUGAAUUCAUCUACUUCCUGCGUUGAAACAGGAAAGCUCAAGCUAUAGAUACCACUAAAGUAAGUAAGAUUAUUUUGUGCCUAGCUGAUUGAAUUUAGCUGCUAUAUUAGGAUCCCAUUAAUGUAUCUAUAGCGUGUGAUUAUCUUAUCUUGUGUAAUUGUUAAGAAAAUGAACUUUGCAAGGACAGUUACCAUUUUGUGCUUGCUCCUGCCAAGUAUAACGUUGUCUCAGAAAUUCGACCUGCUAAUAGUUGGCACAAUAAACAUUAAUGUGCUUACACUUGAGUGCCGCAACGAACAAACAGGAACUAGUGAACCAAAUGCUUUCUUCUGGCUUAACGGAACCUCGCUGUUUGAUGUUAUGCCGAGAGUGGAAAUUAAUCGUCAACCGGGUAGCAGCAACAUAGCAUUUAGUAUUACUCGUGACCUCGAAGGUAUGUACACAUGUGGAACACAAAGUAAUCCAAAUAACCAACGAGAAAGCGAUCCAAAAUAUUUCCCUGCGUUCCCAGUGUAUCAAGAUUUGAUGGGUGUGCCAACUCUUUUCCCUGUUGCAUCUGGAACUAAAGCUCGCCUAAGUUGUGCCAUUCAGCCUGGCAAACUGAUUGGUUUUUACACAGUUGAGUGGUCUUAUGUCAAUACAGGAAUGACGAUCAGCCUCCGGGGUGGUCAUACUUCUGGAAAUGAUAACAGCAACAGUGGUCACUAUAGUAUUGACAGAGGAGAUUUAUCACUCAUAAUCUCUGACGUUUCUCCUGCUGAUGCUGGUGAUUAUGUAUGUGUCUUGGGGGUGGAGGGUGGAAAUAGAGCUGAUGGUGAAAUGGUAUAUGAACAGACAAGAUCCGUUAACCUCUCCUUGGUGGUGUUUGAUCUCCCGAGAAUUCCACAGCCCCCUACACCUCAAGUGGUUACGCUACAGAACAACGACGUACUUGCCACAAAUGAAGAUAGCGUCAUAUUCACAUGCACAGCGACUGCGUCUGAACAGUUUGCCUCUAGCCUUGAAAUUUUCUGGUGGCAUGGUGAUGUGAGGGAUGUUCAAACCAUUGGUUCAGGCAAAUAUAGCACCGAGGUUACAGGCCGUAGCACCAGUAAUGGUGUAACUAGCAUCACAACUGAAAUGACCAUCAGAUCUACUGGAGUGAUUGACAAUGGAAUUGUGAGGUGUGAGGCUCGAAUCCCUCCUAGUGAAGCCAGUGGGUCAGUCCCAGCCACCAUGUUUGCCAAUACCACACUGGCUAUUUUAGGUGGAUUUUCAGGUAUGACAGUAAGUGUUACUCAAGAGGGAAACAUCUUUUUCGACAUUAAACUGCAUGACGUAAUUCCGAUUGAUGUUAACCUCUACAUUGAGUACACGCCUCUCAACAAUCCGACAAGUACUAUCCCAAUAAUUACAAAAGACGGUUUUAUUAACACUGAAAAUAUAAUUUAUCUGGAGAGAGCCCCCCCUCAGGCAAUUUUGGAUACAGAAUUUACACUGCAAGUUGCCCUCAUUACUCAAAAUCUGGAAAUGGGACCAAAAAGUGACAAGUCACGUGUUCUGGAUACAAGAAGUCGCCCCCUAAGCACUGAACAGUUGUAUGAAAUCAUCAUAAUAGUGUCGGUGAUUGGAUGCUUUGUUUUUCUUCUCUUGUUCAUAUUACUGAUUGUCAUUGCCUGCCUGGUAAAAAGACAUCUCAAAAGAAAAGGCGAUAUGCAUACAGCUGGAAAUCUAGCAAUAGGGGCCCUUCCGACAGAGGUUGAACACAAUCCCGGUGCUAAUCCAUCUGACCUACUGGCAGAUGUGGUUUGCAAAAUUUACAAACGAAUACAUCAGAUCGAUCACGGAGGAGCUGAGAGUGCUAUUCGACAGUUGGAGCCACCAGAAGAACUGUCUGAAGAAGAUAUCACAAAAGCAAUCGAAAGCAUAAAGAAAAUUGUAAAUACUGGACUGGCUCAUUCUCAGCUGAAGCCAAGAGUAUUCAAACUAUUUCAAGAGGACAUCUUUUAUAGUACUAUGACCAGUAUGGAUAAGCAAGAUCAUCAGUUUCUGAUAACUGCAUUUAAGAGGGCCUACUGUGUACUGUAUGAAGAGGUGGUCGGUGUAGAUCCUACUAGCUGGGAAGAAGAUCUGGACAAUGUGGUUAAAUUUUUGGAAGAAACGUUGGAAGGUCUUUUGACUAUCAAACACAAAUUUCAACUUAAGGAGGAUUUGCUAAUCAGACUCCAAAACUUGUAAUUAACGUCACAUACCGUAUAGCGGCUAAUAUUUGUAUGAACUGCCCAUUUAAACAUUUUGUAUUCGUACAGUUCAGGAUAGUGACGUUGAAUCUAUUGCAGUAGAAUAAGUUUGUAUGAUACUCUUCAAUACAAAUUAAUUUAUACGAA